UUGCCAGUGCUUCAGCUGGCGGCGUGCAGAUGAAGCGUUGCGUCUCGUUUAGCACCGAUUCUGAUUAAUAAAACACUGUUUUCUCCUAGAAAAGAGCGCUGGAGCUCGACCACUGUAAUUAACUUUUCAUGCUGGCGACGUACUCGAAGCUUCCCACAAACAAAGCGCACGAGGCCGCGCUGUCGCACGGGGCCGCGGUAACGCGGGGUUUCUUAGCGUUUCUCCCUUUUUUUUAAUUUCUGUUCCUCGCCAUCCACGCAGCGUCCUGCAGAGCGGCAGCCGUCUGCGGCCGCGCGGUUGGGACGAGCCACCACCGGGUGAUCACUGCCCACAAAGACGAAAUCUUCCUCAUCUGCUACCGGUGUUUUUAUGUUUAAAAGUCAGAUUAAUAUUUUACAAAGGUGCCCCAGCGCCUCCCCUGAGGGCAGAACUUAGCGGGAGUCUGUGACAGGCCUUGUGUUGCUAGCGGAUUUUAAAAGCUUCCUUAUUUUGAGUGUUUUCCCAGGAUUUAGUGAUGGGAAUCCGUGCAGGGCUGCACGGGCAGCCCCUUGGCCGGGGCGGGUAGCGCUUUGGGCUUCAGACAGGUUUUUUCACAGGUUUUGCUGAAAAUGCUGCCUCUACUUGGCAGUUUACCAAGCAUCUCUACAACGUUGCAUCGCCUUCCUGCUCUGGUCACUCGCUGCCAGGGCUGUUUACUAACGGCUUUUUCCCCUAAAAGGAGGAGACGGCGACUGCUGUGUUUCCAAAACAAAAAGAAGUUGUAGGGAAGAUGCCGAGGUGACAGACGGCUUAGACGCGACAGGGCCGGCUCAAACCACGGAUUGCCAAGGAAAACCGAAGCCGACCAUGGAAGGGGCGGAGGAGCGGGAGGAGAAGGACCAGGGAAGCCGGGAAGCAAAUCCGCAGGGCAGUUCAAACGGCGAAGGAAAGGAGAGCGCUCCGGAGCAAAGUCAGGCGAAGCAGCUCCCCUCUGCUCCCUCACCCCAGGAAGCAGCAGACUGUAAUCCCCCAAAUUCGGGUAUCGGUCCGGGAUGGAAGCCGCCGGAGGCGACGACCCGGGAAGCGAGGUCCCAGGCGGAGGCGUCCGAACGGGCAAGUUCGACGGCGGCCGACACGGACGCGGGCGGCUCGGCGGCAGCUCCGGGGAGCGUCCGCGAGGAGCCGGACGAGCCUCCAACUUGCCGCAGGAUGGAGACUAUCAGCAACGGCCCUGAGGAAAACGUCGGCCUGGCAGAGCAGGGCGAGGGGGCGGCAUCCCCUCCCCAGGACGAGCCCCGCGAGGAAGCGCCUGCGAUCGAAGCCGCUUCCGUGUUUCCCGGUACUUCGGAUAAGAGCAGCCGCCAGGACGGGAGCCUCCCUCCGGAGCUGGCUGAACGUCACCGUGACGAGGAAAGAAACGCUAACGACCGAGCUGAGGAGCGCGGCGAAGCCGGUCGCGACACGGGGCCGCUGCGCGCGGCCGGCGCCAGCGCGGAGCAAAGCAAACCCGACCGUGCGCCGGACGGCUGGGUUGAAGAAGCGGCAGGCAGUAAAGAGGGGAGCGGGGAGCAGCAAAGUGCUGAAACGGAGGGUGAAAAGGAAACGAGGGACGACGUAACCGCGUCUGCGUUAGGAAACGCUGCCGCGGCGGAGGAGGCCGGCGCUCCGGAGGCCGCCGGAGAGCGGAGCGGAGGCGCCGGGGCAGCUCGGCAGCGCAGCCCGCGCGCGGAGGGCAGUGCCGCUCGGCCGGCCGGCCUCCCGCCGGCUGCGGAGCCGAGGACGGCGGCGGAUCUCUCCGAACCGGCACACGUGCGCACUCCCACGGCAGUUGGCCCGGGAGCCGAGGGCAGGAGUCACCCGCAGAGCCGCGAAACUUCGCUGCGUCCGACUUCCUACGAGGGAGAGGCGGAGAGGGGCGGAGGAGAGGCAGAGAGGGAAGGAAUACCGUCGCCAGGGACCAGCUCCGCGUCCGAACCCGACUCUGCCGUCCCCAUCCACGCGGAUUCCAUACGGAAGGAGAAACAAGAUCUCCCAGAGGAACGGAAAGAAAAUGGAAGCGAAAGAGCGCACGCGGGGCUCAGCGCCGGCGAGCCGCGUCUCGACGGGCUUGGAGAGAAACUGCCAGACGCGGAGCUCCCGCGAGGAAAGAUCCAGAUCCCGGAGGCAGAAGAGCAGCCGGCUCCCUGCUCCCGCGACCCGCUCGGCACGGAAAACGCCACGGAAGCGGCGCUUGCUGGAAAAACCCCGGAGCCCGUUCCCGCAGAACAUGUUCUCACGCAACUGGAAACAGAAGCAGCGACGGCCGGUCGCGCCGAGGAAGCCGACGCUCCUUCAGAUGACGGGAAACUGCUUUCCGCCGCGGAUGCGGGUUUGCCCGGCGGCGUCCCUGCGGAUACGGCCCCCGAGGACGAGCCCCGCUCGGCGGGGGGAGACGAGCUGCCUCCAGAAUUAGAACCGCUGUCUGACGGCGAUUCCCAGGCCGCCCUUAAAGACGGCAGCCCCGAACUUCCGCCGCAGCAGCCGUUCUCCGGUGAUAACCAACGCGGCUCCCCCGCGCCCGCCAGCGAGCCGCGCGCCGGAGGAGGACGAGGCGGCCUCGAACACGCAGCGCCGGUCGUUAGCGCGAGCGGCCCAGACGAGCCGCAGCCCAGCAGCGCCGAGGCGCCGGAGGGGCUUCACGCCCCCGCCCAGGAGGAGGAUGCGACGGACGUCGUCUGCGGGCUGAUCGCCGAGCUCUCGAGCCUCAACCGCCUGAUCAUGAGCGCCCACAGGGACCUGGAGUCUUGGAGGAGGCUGAAGUACCGAAAAAGCAGGAGAUUGGGGAAGUUUCCGCCCCCCCCCCGGGGGGCAGCGACCGCUUCCAGCGCUGCAAAGAAGUGGAAGGAGAUGUAGGGCCGCGCGGGGGGCAGAGGCAGCGACGGCACCGCUCGAUUCAACCGUUUAUUAACGCAACAAACGCGAACGCGAACGCAGAACAGUGCUUGAACGGCGCAACCGAAAACCGGCAAAUACAAUAACUUCAUAUGUGUAACAUAUAAAAUCUCUUUCAACCCGCACAGAAGUCGCGAAGUCGCUCUC
Dromaius novaehollandiae (emu) is the source of this 3057-nucleotide messenger RNA. It is a transcript of the gene BRME1, whose product is annotated as break repair meiotic recombinase recruitment factor 1. The transcript is spliced from 6 exons. Gene Ontology annotation, biological process: double-strand break repair involved in meiotic recombination. Bases 847 to 2871 code for a protein of 674 amino acids. The record is from RefSeq and is a predicted model, not a curated record. Lineage: Eukaryota; Metazoa; Chordata; Aves; Casuariiformes; Dromaiidae.